Folsomia candida is the source of this 1762-nucleotide messenger RNA. RefSeq names its product sentrin-specific protease 6. The transcript is spliced from 6 exons. Lineage: Eukaryota; Metazoa; Arthropoda; Collembola; Entomobryomorpha; Isotomidae. Gene Ontology annotation, cellular component: cytoplasm; nucleus. Gene Ontology annotation, molecular function: protein binding; SUMO-specific endopeptidase activity. The record is from RefSeq and is a predicted model, not a curated record. Gene Ontology annotation, biological process: protein desumoylation. Bases 136 to 1485 code for a protein of 449 amino acids.
GUUGCCGGAUCCACAUUGACGCAUUGGCAUUUGACAAACAAAUUUUUGUCAAACAUUUUCCAUUCUUGCAUUAAAAUUUUAAAAUCUCUCUCGAGUUGUUAAACUUAUUAGAUUAUUAAAUAAGUCAAGCAUAAAAUGGAGUCUGAGUCAUUUGGCAACUACAGUUUGUUACGUUAUCCUCCCGGAUAUCCUCCUAGGGACCAGACUGACCUGAACAUUCGUGAUAUUAAUUCGCUGAAGAAGGGAAAAUACCUUACGGAUCAAUGUGUCGACUUUUGGCUGAAAUAUGUCCAAACAGAAAAAUUGAGUCCAGAAAUCCAGGAAACUGUGUACACUUACUCGUCCCUGUUCUACACCUCUUUGCUUCGAGGGUCCAGCCUUAACAACAACGGGCCGAAUGGACGACGACGCUACUCAAGACGAAUCUCGGUUGAUAUUUUUCAAAAAGAUUUCCUAGUGUUUCCGGUAGUUGUUGAUGCUCAUUGGCAGCUGGUCAUUGUUUGUUAUGCUGAAAACUCUAAUAGCGAACCUCGCUCGAAGCGUCCCAGAACGGUAGAGGGAAAAAAUACUGCUGAAGAACCUCCCAUGAUUAUAAUUUUGGAUUCAUACCAGGUCUAUAAUAAGCCAUCCGCUUUUGUUUUAAUGGCUGCGAUUAUUAGAUCCUUUCUUACCACGGAAUGGAAGGUACACCGUGGCGAAACAGAUUUUGAAUUUUCUCCGGAAAAUCUUCCCCUCCGAAUACCUGACCUUCCACAGCAAUCUAAUCUCUCUGACUGCGGGGUUUACAUACUUCAAUUUUUUGAAGGAUUCUUCACCAAACCUCCUUCCGUCCCAUUGCUAACAUUCUUUCAAACUUCGACAGACUGGAUUUAUUCGUACACCAAGAACGUUGAGACUGACAAGAGAGAACACAUCUAUCAAACCAUUCUGUCCUUGUUGAGAAGUAAACAGCACCAAUUAUUCCCCAAUGCGUGUCGUCUCUUGCCCAAGACCACGUCAGGUCUGCCUGUAUCAGAGAGAUUUAGUCAAGCCGGUUUUCUUUCCUUAUUCGCCAACGAGGUACAAAUAACGGCGUCAGAAUCUCGAAAAGCGGAAACUACAAAAGUGGUUCAAGACUUUUUUAAAACUUGGAAUCAAACAAAAUUUCUCAAUAACUCGACAAGUACGAAUAACAACGUUAAAGAAGAUGAUUUAGAGUCUGGUCCUGUUGAACUUGAAGCCGCUCAGGCAUCGCUUGGUAUCGAUGUUUCGAAACCAUGCACAAAAGUCACUGUACGAAUGGCAGAUGGUACAAGAUAUACGAUAACUCUGAACGUUAGUCAACCGGUCUCCACGAUUCGCCAAUUUAUUUGUCAACUACGUCCGUCUCAAGCGUCAAAGAUUUUCUCCCUGGUAGCUUCCUACCCUUGUGUUGAAAUCAAUGAAAGUUUGACGAUACAGGAUGCAAAUUUGAACAAUUCAGUCGUCACGCAGCAGAUGAAGUGAUGUCAUUAACUUUUAUUUACCCAAUCAAGAAAGUUGAAUAUAUAAUACUUACGCGAAUAUUUAUAUGAUUGAUUUUUGGAGUAUUCGACUCGUAUAUAUUUUUUUAAUUUCUUGAAGCAUUGCGGAUUAUUGUAAUGUUGUCAUUUACUGCUUACUGGUAUUUACAACUAGAAAUCUACACAUUAAUCAAUGCAACAUAAUAUAUUAUGUAUUGUUCACAAUAAUAUGGAUUAAUAAUAUCAAGACCAAUUAUCAAGUGCCAACAAUUAAGUAAAUC